CCGAGGCCAGAGGCGCAUCUCUCUCUCUCUUUCCAGCUCGGGCGCGUCUCCUCCGGUAGCCAAGGAGGAGAAGUCUCCGCGGUGCUCCCGCUCCAGACAUGAGCCCCCAACGCGGGGAGAAACGGGCGAGAGGUCGGCGGCGAGGCCAUCCGUUGGCGCCCCCGCGGCUUUUGCUCCUCAACUUCUUCACCUGACGCCCCGCGGAAGAGCUCCUUCCCUGAGCAAACUGGAGAGAUCCCCUUCGAGGAUCGAGUUCGGACUGGAUCGCUUGCGCUGCCAGGACGCGCAGCCGAGGAUACGGCGCCCGGACUCCUUCGCCUCUUUUCUUCCCGCUCCGCCUGUUACUCCUCUCGUCCCGCAGUUGCCCAGCGCGCUUUUGAAGCAAUAGAGAAAUGUGUAAGAACUGAAGUUUGUUUUGGGCCGGAAUAGGACAUGAAGAAUAAAAGGAGUUGGGAGAUCACCAAAUCAGGAUGAAACAGAGGCUGAACAUUUUCCCAAACCUACUUCUAGUUGUGCUCUGUGACUAUGUUCUCGGAGCAAUCAAACUUCUCUUGGACCAACAGACUCAUAUAGCUUUAAGCAAUGUUACAGUAUCUGUUAGUUUUCAGAAUUAUUAUGAUGCUAACGACACACUGAAAAACACUUCUGUUCUACUCAUGGAGGCUAGCAGCAACCAAAUUGUUGCAAAAAAACAGCUUCCAGAAGACCAGCGCCAAGGUGUGGUUGGUUUUGAGUGUUCCUAUUUUAAGAAUGCUGGGAAUUACUGGUUGAAGCUGGCUUCUGAAAACAUCGGAGGACUUCAUUCCCAACAGAAUGAAGGAAGUCUUCUACUCAACGUGGAAUGGCCUAUAUUUGACUUUGAUUUGAGGAGGAUGUCAGGUGGCCAUGGGAAUUCUCUUCAGCUCGGGCUGUUUACUAAUGAAUAUUUAUGUCCCAUCAAUAAAACAGUGAUUUCUCUGGAUGUAAUUCUAACCAGUAACCUAUACGAACUAGGGACAUUGAUCUCAAAUGAGACACUGGGCCUGAGAACAAGGAAACACCUUUCUCUCUUUGAGUCGCAGUGGGUGAAAUUGGACUGCCAUGUGAUUAGCCCAGAAGCAUACAUCACUACAUUACUGAAAUCAGCAGAGAAGGGCUCAAUCAUUGCUUCAUUGGGACCUAUAGAUCUUGUGCGCAAAUUUGGAUACAAGCUAGCCAUAUCAGAAGAAGUGCGAUGUGAGUCAUCGGUUGUGGCUUCUGUUAUUUCUCCUCCAUGCACAUCUUCUGCUGGACGCAUUGCUGUGUUUAAGUAUAACCCUUUGGGUCAAGUGGUGUCAAAGCUAUAUGAAAGCAUCCUGAAUCCAGAGGACCAUCAGAUAGAACUCAGUUGCACAUUGUUUGACAGUGGCACAAAUAAAUACUGUUUUGAAUUUAGCUCUUCCAACCAAGUGAAUUCGGUACCAUGGGCAAAAGAAUGUGUACUAAUCCAAAGGAAUGUUGGAGGAUCCUGGAGCACUUGGCAAGCCUGGAGUUCGUGUAGUGCCACUUGUGGAGGUGGCAUUCGUGAGCGUUUUCGGGAAUGUCUCAUGCCUUUCCCAGUCCACAUGAUACAAGGUUGCCCAGGAAGGCAACAAGAAACUUCUCCGUGUUCUUUGGAGGAAUGUCCCAUCACUACAACUGGCCUCCUCACACCAAUGUCUCCUGAAAUGGAAGGAGAAAGAGCUGCCAAUAAUCUAAUAACUAUCACUGGGAUAUCAUUAUGCUUAUCAAUUAUCUUUGCAACCAUCCUUAUCACCUUAUGGCGAAAGCUUUGCAGAACCCCAAAGUGCAGCAGUCCAGUUAACUGUGACUCCCCUCAAUCAUCUGGCUUCCGAAAGAAUUCUGAUGAAGACGAUAUCUGUCCAGACAGAUGUCAAUUAGAAAGCUUUUCUGAAGGAGAAACUUCUUGUUUUUCCCCAGGAGAAGCUUCUGACAUAGCCUUGAAUUUCAGGAGAAGUCUUCAUUCGGUCCCCGAAAAUGGAGGAGGAUUAAUUCAUGAGAAUUUGCAGUCCAGCGCUCAAAAAAUCAUCCCUCCCAUUUACAGCUAUCGCCUUGCCCAGAAGCAGUUGAAAGAAAUGAAGAAAAAGGGACUUACGGAAACAACUAAACUUUAUCACGUGGCUCAGAACUCUCUCAUGGACACAGUGAAAACAGAAAACCAGGAGGUAGCUGGGACAAGUAAGUUUAGAAUCAAAUCUCCAUUUCCAGAACAGCCACCCGAUUACCUAAAGUUGUCAGGGGACAGGCCCUGUUCUAGAAUGGAUAGUGCAUUUUUGCAGCCCGAUUCCGUGUGGAGCCCCCAUCAUUCCUCAAUGAGGAGAAGCCAUCCCAGAUAUUUUGAUCACAAAGGAGAGCCAACAGAAAGAGGAUACCCAAAAAGUUCACAGUUCAGAAGAACAGCAAGUUUUCAUGAAGCUAGAAAAACAAAGCCAUUUCGGAAAAGAAGCAUGUCCACCCUUACGCCAAGUCAGCCUUCGUUCAACCACUGCAGAGCCAAAGUGUGGGAUCAUGGUAUGGAAAAACAACAUUGUGUUACAUCUAAAAAUAUAGCACAGAACACUACGGAACUUGAACUGUAUCACAGCAUUCCGUUGACCACAGAGUCAUUGAGCUGGGGGGGACAUAUUGCUUACAAACAGAAGCUUCCCGAGAAGAAACCAGAUCUGGUUCACAAUCGUCCACUGGGAUCUUUUGUAUCUUGCAUUGAUAACUCAGAGUAUAAGAGAACAAGAAAUGGACGUUUUUUAAACCCUGCUAGUACUUGGAGAAAAGAAUCUACUUUCCUAACUCUCAAGGAUGAUCACCAGAAAGCAGAGACCCUGAGUCCCUCGCAGUAUAGAAAGAGCAAAUGCCAAAGCUUUCCAUCUGAUACUGGAUGCCACUUCUAUGACAACACUUCCUUUGCUCUGGUUGACUCAGAACAACAAAUGUAUGACCUGCCUGGAUAUUUUGAGUUAAACGAAGGUGAAAUAAGUACUUUGACUGCUGAAAAUUUGGUGAUCUGAAUUUCUUGUGGGGGGAAAAAGGGAAGCUGCACCAUUAGCAACUGCAAGAGCUCUUAAACUUUCAAAUUGUACUUUAACAGAAAACUCCUUAAGAUGGGAAGGAGACCUCAUUAUCAUUCCAUUGAAGCAGGCCAAAACUGGGAAAAGUAAAUGAUACCCUAACACAAAAAUAAUGACUAAAUAUGUACUUGUGCAGAGUCUCUCUCUAAACUGUCUCAGAAAUAGACCCUUUAAGGCCAAGGUUAGCCUGUAUGCUUACAUACACAGUUUACAGUAUUGGACAAUGGUAUUGGAGCAUAUAAUACAUUUUAAAUUGGUUACCCUUACUAUCCUCAGAAUUCCUCAUCAAUGGCUGCUAAGUGACUGUGAAAAUGUCUAUGACAUUCUACACCGUGGCAUUCGGUGGCCUAUAAAAUCAGACUUGGAGGUCUGCAUGUGGUAUUAGUUAAGAAGUUAGUGUGGUUAGAGGCACAGCAGGAAUAUAGCCGGUCUAUUCAUUUCUAUUGGACAAGCACUGGAUGCUUCUUUAACCACUGUUUGCAUCACAGCAACUCCAAUUACAAACUUGCGAAGCCUGUUAGAUAUACUCAGUCGCAAAGCAAUAUUCUGCUUCAGAAGAAUCCACCUUAAAAAAGAUUAUUCCCCCCUCAAGGAAACGUAUCCUUUGCAAACUUCAAUAAAUUUCAAUUGAAGAAACUGUUUAAAAUUAAGCAGUUUGGGCUUGGUUUCUCUCACUGGCAUAUCGUUAUAGAAAGUGUUUGUUUCAGAAAAUGUAAGUGAAAAAAUGUAAUGUGAAACAAGAAAUGUUAUUAGUGUUUUGUAAUGGACAAAUUCUAGACAUUGAUAAACAAUAAACUAAUGUUUAUUUUUA
This is a messenger RNA of Thamnophis elegans (Western terrestrial garter snake), 3894 nucleotides long. RefSeq names its product thrombospondin type 1 domain containing 1 (gene THSD1). Gene Ontology annotation, cellular component: cell periphery. The coding region runs from base 471 to 3023 and encodes 850 amino acids. The transcript has 5 exons. Lineage: Eukaryota; Metazoa; Chordata; Lepidosauria; Squamata; Natricidae. The record is from RefSeq and is a predicted model, not a curated record.